AUGCUACUGAUGGCCUGCAUGCCUGUUGUAAUUUUCUAUUUGAUUUGGUUGGUUAACACUUCUGAAAGCAUACGGAGUGAAGAAGGAACGCUAUUGGAUCUUGUAUGUUGGCCUGACGGAAAUGCUAUUCCUGUUAUUAUUGCAAGCGGAUCUGUAAUUGCUGUAGUUAUAGAACUGUAUGGAUUGUAUCAGUUGUUCAAGGCUGGACUUCCAAAGAAAGAAUAUAACGUAACCAACGGAUUGUAUUAUUAUAUCUGGUCGCUCAUUGUGAUGAUAAUCGUCUUCCUGGCGAUCAUGUUUUAUUCAGGCCUUCAGUCAACAAUAAUACGAGCAAAAAUCAAAGGAGGUAUAACCAAAGCCAUGCUACGAUACGCCAGCCAUCUUCCAUCAAAAGUGGCCAUAGAUCGACUUCAAACAAGGUUUCAUUGCUGCGGCCGCGUCAACUUUCAAGAAUGGUUUUAUAUCCCGUGGUAUACGACGGGGGAAGUUAUAGAUCCAAGCAUUCUAGAAAAUCGGAAAUACGUAGCGGAUAAUGUUCCGUACAGUUGUUGUUCUAUGGACGCGAUGUGGCCCUGUAUACACCACGGCAUCACGAAAAUGGGGGCUAUCUAUAAGUAUAACCCUGCUCAACAACUUACCAUAUGGAAAGAUGGGUGCGAAGAAAAGUUGAUCAACGAAAUGAUGACAGUAUCAUGGCGAUUCAAUGCUGUGAUGGCUUUGAUCAUAAUAGCUAUGAUAUUACAAGUGAUGGCGGUUCGGUAUUUGCACACUGCUUACAGGAACGGUUUGCACGCCGGAAACCCAGUUCCAUGUAAAGCUUACCUACUUCGUUCACUCACCGAUACGGAAGCGCAGUUUAAGAACACUCUGAAGAAGAAAGUGUUUAGGAAGAGGAAGCACAAACAGGCUAGGACGCUGCAAUGGGUGACUGCCGCUUACAAGCCGGUGCGGUCGACUUCAGCGUCCGACGCCAACAGUUCCGAUGAGUUGUUGAAGCCCAUUCAUGAAUGA
Molecule: messenger RNA, 1011 nt
Organism: Chilo suppressalis (striped riceborer)
Lineage: Eukaryota; Metazoa; Arthropoda; Insecta; Lepidoptera; Crambidae
Source: the annotation of a GenBank genome assembly